This is a messenger RNA of Drosophila takahashii, 2137 nucleotides long. It is a transcript of the gene Sytalpha, whose product is annotated as Synaptotagmin alpha. Gene Ontology annotation, molecular function: syntaxin binding; calcium ion binding; phosphatidylserine binding. Lineage: Eukaryota; Metazoa; Arthropoda; Insecta; Diptera; Drosophilidae. Gene Ontology annotation, cellular component: plasma membrane; exocytic vesicle; dense core granule. The record is from RefSeq and is a predicted model, not a curated record. Gene Ontology annotation, biological process: synaptic vesicle endocytosis; cellular response to calcium ion; regulation of dopamine secretion.
AACGCUCUGGCGAAGUUGUUGAGGCGGGUGAACCAAAAAAAAGGGAAAAUUCAACCGCUUCCAGUUAUCUCUCAGCUUGGAUACAUUUAUUUGAAAUAAUUGACCAGUGUGCACAGGGGAUUAUUGCAUUAAAAAUAAAUGAAAGCCCGCUAAUAAGGAAAUUGUUUUGAAAACUCGUUAGGAACCCAAGGCACGCACAGUAUGCGUUGCCCCGUGUAGAGCAAAUUGCGCAUACGCCACGUUGGACCGUGAAAAGGAUUUGGUAAACAUAUUGUUGCGAAAAAUCGCAUGCAGCAUUUUGAAUAAGAAAAUUGUUUGCACAUUUUCUGUUCGGCUUUGUGUCACCGAUUUGCAAAUAUUCAACCGGGAUUACCCAUAGCCAGCGAAAUGGACAUUGUCAUCCGUGAAGAGGAUAUUUCUCUGGCCCAGAUUGGCGUCUAUGCGUCGGUAUCCUUCCUGGUGGUUUCAGCUGUAGGGGCCGCUCUCUACACCACCUGCUCGAAACGCUAUCGCCUGAACUGGUUUGAACAGAAUCUUCUUGAGUCGGCCAACGAGAAGGAUGAAGAUCAACAAAGCAGGGAGGCUUUGGUAGCGGGUGCCGUGGGCUACAAUGUGGACAACAUAAACGAGGUGCCGCGUGGGAAAUUCAGCAGUGGCAAUGCCGGCAACCUCAGCCCCACAUCCUUAAAGAGCGAGGACAAUGACCCGGCCUUUUGGGUACCCGCUUCGGUCACCUCGACGGCUGCCAUCCAGCAACAGGUGUCCAACACUACCGAGGAGUCGGCCCCGCCCACACCCACUUCGCCCACCGGAAGCCUGAAGUCAAACACCCUGUCCUACUGCUCCACCACUUCAGUUCCCAUUGCCAGAUCCGAUAAGCAUGUGGUCCUGGCAAUGCACCCGAGUCGUCCAAGAGUUUCCUCCAUGAAUGCCAAAUUGGAUCACACGAAAAUUGACAUGACCCUGUAUAGAAGCCACUCUCAACCGAAGACCGUUAAUCCAGUUUCACUUAACGAAGUCCGCGGAAAUUUGCAUGUUAGCAUUGGCUAUGAUCCUGUGGGUGGCUUGCUAAAUGUUAGACUUCUGGAGGCUCAGAAUCUGCAGCCAAGACAGUACAGCGGAUCUGCAGAUCCCUAUGCCAAAGUGCGAUUGCUUCCGGACAAAAAGAAUUUUUGGCAGACGCGAAUACACAAGAGGACCUUGAAUCCAGUUUUCGACGAACAGUUUGUAUUCGAGGUCACAGCCGGAGUAAUUGACAAACGAACAGUGGAGAUUUUACUGUACGACUUUGAUGCCUAUUCUCGGCACGUUUGUAUCGGAGGAACCAAGCUACACCUGGCCAAUUUGGAUCUUGGUGAACAGUUGAAACUUUGGACACCCUUGAGCUCCGCCUCGGCCCAAGAUAUGAAGGUGGAUCUGGGAGACAUAAUGGUGUCCCUGGCCUAUUUGCCAUCUGCGGAACGUUUGAUGGUCGUCCUGAUUAAGGCCCGAAAUCUGCGAAUUGUGGACGAUGCUAGAAACUCUUCGGAUCCGUAUGUGAAAGUUACUCUUCUGGGUCCCGGGGGCAAGAAGAUGAAGAAACGUAAGACGGGUGUUCAAAGGGCCACGCUGAAUCCUGUUUACAAUGAAGCCCUCGCUUUCGAUGUCGCCAAGGAGACGCUGAAAAAUUGUGUAUUAGAAUUCACCGUGGUCCACGAUGGUUUAUUGGGAUCAAGUGAAAUUUUGGGACGCACUCUCAUUGGAAACUCUCCUGAAGUCCGCACCGAAGAGAAAAUAUUUUUUGAAGAAAUUUUCCGCGCCAAAAAUGCUACGGCCCAAUGGGUUCCACUGCAGGAACCGGCUAAUAACUUGGCCACCACCAAAAAUACGAAUAGCAAGAACUAGCUUCCACAGUUGCCGGCAGCUCUUGGUUCGUGUCUAAGUAAAAACGGCGGCGGUGGUUGUCUCGGAUAGGGGUUUAGCGUGAAGAAAGACCAUUUUUUUAGAACUGUGGAUGUAGCAAAUGCUCAAACCUAUUUCAUGCAUAUUUACUUUAAUAUCUUAUUUCGUUUAAAAAAUUGUACUUUUGCUUUUUUUUGUAAUGGUCGAAAAAAAUAUUGACAGGGUCAUACGAUCAACUAUCCAAAAGAUUAUUUUU